AUGUGCGGGAGCCUCUGUUUGAGAACCCUCUGUCCUCUGUUUGAGAACCCUCUGUGUGUGCGGGAGCCUCUGUUUGAGAACCCUCUGUGUGUGCGGGAGCCUCUGUUUGAGAACCCUUUGUGUGUGCGGGAGCCUCUGUUUGAGAACCCUCUGUGUGUGCGGGAGCCUCUGUUUGAGAACCCUCUGUGUGUGCGGGAGCCUCUGUUUGAGAACCCUCUGUGUGUGGGGGAGCCUCUGUUUGAGAACCCUGUGUGUGUGGGGGAGCCUCUGUUUGAGAACCCUCUGUGUGUGGGGGAGCCUCUGUUUGAGAACCCUCUGUGUGUGGGGGAGCCUCUGUUUGAGAACCCUCUGUUUGAGAACCCUCUGUGUGUGCGGGAGCCUCUGUUUGAGAACCCUUUGUGUGUGGGGGAGCCUCUGUUUGAGAACCCUCUGUGUGUGCGGGAGCCUCUGUUUGAGAACCCUUUGUGUGUGGGGGAGCCUCUGUUUGAGAACCCUCUGUGUGUGCGGGAGACACUGUUUGAGAACCCUCUGUGUGUGCGGGAGCCUCUGUUUGAGAACCCUCUGGAACUCUAG
Knipowitschia caucasica is the source of this 573-nucleotide messenger RNA. The record is from the annotation of a GenBank genome assembly. Lineage: Eukaryota; Metazoa; Chordata; Actinopteri; Gobiiformes; Gobiidae.